AUUUAUCUAGAGUGGGUCCGUGGCUCAUCAGGUCAGGAAUAGCUAAAAAAAAAAAGGCUUUCCGUUCCGAAUGCGGUCUGUUAUUUUAACACAACUAUAUAGAUUUUUCGAAUAUUUUCGAAUUAUAAAGUACUUUUGUCUGUAAAGUCACAGCCUUUCCGUUUGCAUUUGUGUUUGUAAAAAUUACUUCAAAAUAUAGUUCAGUAUGUUUCUCCAUUUCACUUAAUUUAAAAUAAAAUAAGAAAUUGUGGCCUUCUAUCGUAGGGUAAACACGAUUUGGCGCUACACUCUUAAAUGUGUUAGUAAUGGUUAUUUGAGUGAGGCCAUACAGUAGAACAACCCUAUUUUUUUUUUUUUUUUUGAUAAUGACUGCUAUGCAGAACCAUUAAAUUGGUAAAGAACUUUUAUAUCAAUUAAAAUGUUUUACAGUCAUACAUCCACAUUUUUACACAUAUACUAUAGUUUUGAACAAAACUAUACUCUAGGGCCUUUAAUUUUAAAGCGUUGUGCUGCGUAUCUGUUCAUAGAGUCUUUUUGGAACCUAGUGUUGUCCUUAUGAGACAUCCUUUUAUAGAUUUUAAAAGCAUAAAAAGAUAAAGUCCACGGCACAUAGGAUCUUAAACAUAAGAGCAGGUAAAAAAAUAAAUAAAUCAGUACUCAUAACUUAUUGGCAUGAACAUUAGUAACGAUAUCAUAGUGAAAUACUAAUCAAUGAAAUAAGCACUACCAUGAAACAAAAAAACAAGCUGUUAUAAAGAAAAAAGAAAAAAGGAAAAUAAAAUAUAUCACGUUUUCUGAUUCAGGAUUUUAAAAUGUUUUCUGACAAAAUAUUUUACUCAAUAGUUAGAGAAGGUUAGUCUACAGUUUCAGUUUUUUUUAUUUAUUACUCCGUUAUGGCUUACAAAACGUGACAUUGCAUAUGUGUAAAAUACAUUUUUGAAACCGAGAAAAUUAGAUUUAGGCAAUAUUUGGUGUUUACACGCUUUUGCAAAGGUCUUAUUAGAACAAUGCUUUUCUCUGAAGCACAAAGCCAAUAGGAACGAUUGUCGGGCUGUGAAUAUAACCAAAGCUCUGUAAGCUAUUGUUUUUGAACGCAUUAUCACAUCUUUUGUAUCGGUUUUUCAAACAAAAUGUAAUACAAAUGAAACUGUUAUCUUAUUAUUCAAUAUGUUUAGAUGUGGUAUGUAAAAUUACUUAAAAUAAGGACGUGAGCAUUUGUGAAUGUGGCAUUCUUUAUUUUAAACUUAUAAUAAAAUAAUUAAAAGUACUAGGCUUACGUGAAGUGAAAUAACCAGUGAUGCGAUAAAACAGUGUUCAGCACGUAUAUGUCUGUGUAUUUGAGUUUUUGAGAGUCUGUUAGAAAUAGAAUGUGAUGGAAUUUUAGAAGGUGAUGUGUGGAUUAACUUGAACGUUGAUUGCUAACCAGUGUUCUGGCUGCUUUAUUGUUUCUAUGCAUAAUGUUUGAUACAGAACCCAUUUUUUUGAACUGGGGUUCUUCAGAAGCCCCUUUCCCCUGUGUAAGCAGACUCAGAUAUGAUCUACAAUAUCUCUUUAUUGGUUUAAAUGGCUUUUGGGGUUUUCUUUUAAAAGCAAAGGACAAUGUGGUAAUUGUUUCCAAUAUAUAUAUUCUGAUUUAAGAAGAAAAGCAGAUGCAUGGUCAGCCGGUCGAAUUUUCCUUGUGCCCAUGUCUGGCCUGCCAUUGGUGCUUGUUUACACGGCGCUCACAAGAGACUCUCAUUGGUCCGUUUCCUCACGUGACAAACCAACUUUGUACAUUUGACAGGGGGAGUAGGUGGGUUUUGGAGAGAUCAGGAAAACGACAGCGCGAUAAAAAUUAGAAUUGUUGCACUUCACAAAUUAAUCACCAUGAGUUCCUACUUGAUCAAUUCGAAUUACAUCGAACCCUCUUUCCCACCCUGCGAGGAAUACCAGCAGAACGGCUACAUCCCCGUCUCUUCUGACUACUACGAGCGACCGAAAGACUCGGGUUUCCCCCAUCACGAGGAGGCAACGUAUCCGCGGUCCAACUACCAGGAGCCGGGCUAUGAUUACGGCAACGUCUCAACCAACGGUCUCGUCGAUUUUAACGACCGGCACCACAUCCAACCCCCGUCGGUUCCCCCAAACCACGGGCCCCACCUCAGCACGGAGAGCUGCGCUGGAACGACGGCAAGCAAGGAUUGCAGCCUCGCCACUGAGGCUCUGCCUACCCCUCCGAAGGGGAAGGAGCCAGUGGUCUACCCCUGGAUGAAGAAGGUCCACGUUAAUACGGUGACCGCUAACUACUCCGGAGGAGUGCCCAAGAGGUCUCGCACCGCCUACACCCGCCAGCAAGCUCUUGAGCUUGAGAAGGAGUUUCACUUUAACCGGUACCUGACCCGGCGUCGGCGAGUGGAGAUAGCACACACCAUGUGCCUGUCGGAGCGACAGGUGAAGAUAUGGUUUCAGAACCGUCGCAUGAAAUGGAAGAAGGACCACAAGUUGCCCAACACAAAGGUCCGCUCAGCGAGCUCCUCGACCCCCAGCCACCAAGUCAAAACGGACGCGAGCCUCCAGCAGCAGCAGCAGCAGACGCUGCUUCCCACGCCAUGCUCCUCGAGCCUAUAGUGAUGGAAGAACGUCAAAUGAAGCAGAACUGAGCAAGGCAGAAGAAAACAACAGUAUUUGGAUCGGAGCUUCACAGGGUUACUCUCUAUUCAGAUUUGAAUGGGGUCUAUCCUUUUAUUUCAUUCUCGUCUCGCCUACCCUUACACAUCAUCCACCUCUCCAACCUCAGUUGGAAAACCUUCUUUUUCACAGAACACAGAUACACUUGAAGUAUACGAAGUAUGGGUGCUUGCUAUUGAUAUAAAACCAUGCUAAGCCCUCGCGGGCUGUUGUGGGGAGUAAGCAUGGAGCAUUUCGGUCGGAGUCCUGUUCAUGGAGAUGGGUCGAGUGAGACAUGAUGUACAAAUCUCAUGAAGGCACAAAUGUAGGAACAAUCGCGUCCUAAAGGGGAAACCCUGAUAUUUUUUUGUUUGUCUUAGUCCCAAGUAUUUGAAUGUGUGGUGUGUGACGUCAUCCAAGCUGUGAAUAAUCGUGUAUUUAGUUAUCUGUAUAUUGGUGGAUAAUGUCAUGCUGUUUUAGUAUAUGCAAGUUAAUUGUAUUCGUGGAAAUAAUAAAUGAGUUUAUUGUGA
Messenger RNA from Astyanax mexicanus (Mexican tetra), 3176 nucleotides. It is a transcript of the gene hoxa4a, whose product is annotated as homeobox A4a. NCBI's taxonomy places the organism in Eukaryota, Metazoa, Chordata, Actinopteri, Characiformes, Acestrorhamphidae. The transcript is spliced from 2 exons. Bases 1867 to 2607 code for a protein of 246 amino acids. Gene Ontology annotation, molecular function: DNA-binding transcription factor activity, RNA polymerase II-specific; RNA polymerase II cis-regulatory region sequence-specific DNA binding. Gene Ontology annotation, cellular component: nucleus. The record is from RefSeq and is a predicted model, not a curated record. Gene Ontology annotation, biological process: regulation of transcription by RNA polymerase II; anterior/posterior pattern specification; embryonic skeletal system morphogenesis.